Drepanopeziza brunnea f. sp. 'multigermtubi' MB_m1 is the source of this 2844-nucleotide messenger RNA. RefSeq lists its product as uncharacterized. Lineage: Eukaryota; Fungi; Ascomycota; Leotiomycetes; Helotiales; Drepanopezizaceae. Gene Ontology annotation, biological process: phosphatidylinositol dephosphorylation. Gene Ontology annotation, molecular function: phosphatidylinositol-4-phosphate phosphatase activity. The record is from RefSeq and is a predicted model, not a curated record. Gene Ontology annotation, cellular component: endoplasmic reticulum.
AUGUCUGGCCUCGCGCGGAAACUCGUGAUAUUUGCAGCCGUCGACGGUCUAAUAUUAGAGCAGAGGGGCCGCCCGGCCACGAAAAUCACAUACAAGGACAGCAGCAUCUUGCAGGUGCCUAAAGAUGGGACCAGGGGUGAAGGGACGGGCAAAUCUUUCGAGGCCUUUGGGCUUGUUGGCCUAUUGACAGUCUCAAGGUCCUCCUUUCUGAUAUCCAUAACAAAACGCCAGCAGGUCGCGCAGGUCCACGGGAAGGCUAUCUACGUCAUUACAGAAGUCGCUAUUACACCGCUAUCUUCCAAGACCGAGGCGGAAUCCUCAAUCGCGAACACCCACGCUUCCUUGCUGACGGACGAUCCGGAGCAUGUAGAUGUGAGCGAUACAGAUGGAGAGGAAGCUGGCCAAGCUGGAAAUACCAACGACGAUGUUGAAGACGAGAGCUUACCGGCCGGAACAUUAUCUGCACCAGCUGCACACAGGAGAAGAACGAGUGUUGCAGAAGAUGUUAUGGCCCGGAAAGGCGGGUACGGCAGGUUCGCCCAGAAAUGGUUUUCGAAGGAAGGGUGGACUGCGGAUCAGCGAAGGAAUCUGGGAAUGACUGAAUCUGGACCUGAUGCCGCUCAGGACAAGCCUGUUCAUACAGAGGUAUCUGCACAAGAGUCCGGCUUACCUGCCCCGUCCAAAGAACCCAGUGCGAGCAGUCAAUGCUCUGUUGAUGUCACAGCAGCACUGCUCCCAAAGCUGCUGCGCACCACAGCUAUGCUCUUCGGCUCUUCCCAGAGCUUCUUCUUUUCUUACGACUUUGACAUUACCAGGAGUUUCGCAGCCCGAGAAACGUCUGGUACCGAGGCACCGCUUCACACCCAGGUCGAUCCGUUGUUUUGGUGGAAUCGCAAAAUCAUCCAGCCCUUUGCGGAUGCUGGUCAGAGCUCGCUUGUUCUGCCUCUGAUGCAAGGCUAUGUUGGACAGAAAUCGUUUGAGAUGAAUCCUAACCCUCCUAAAACUGCGGUUGGCGCUGAUUGGGUGGAGAAAUCGUCUAUGGAGCUGGAAGAUCUCUCAGCAGUCACAAGCUCCCACAGAAGCAGCAGAGAGUCGGGCGCUACUGGUCUCAAUCACAGCCAAUCCAGUAUUAAGCCUUUCUUAUUGACUUUGAUCUCUCGGAGAUCUGUCAAGCGAGCCGGGCUACGUUAUUUGCGUCGUGGCGUAGAUGACGAAGGCUUUACCGCUAACAGUGUCGAGACUGAACAAAUACUUUCAGAUCCAUCGUGGAAAUCUAAAGUAUACUCGUUCAUCCAGGUCCGAGGUAGCAUUCCGGUCUUUUUCUCCCAGUCUCCGUAUUCCUUUAAACCUAUUCCACAACUACAGCACUCUGAAAAUAUAAACUACGAUGCUUUCAAACGCCACUUCCAGAGACUCUCGGAUAAGUAUGGAUCCAUUCAAGUCGUGUCACUUGUCGAGAAGCAUGGACCUGAAUCUAUAGUCGGCGACCGGUAUGACAGUUUUACAGAGCGCCUGAAUUCCUCUGAGGAGCAGAAAGUAGGCUUUGAAUGGUUUGACUUUCAUGCCAUCUGCAGAGGCAUGAAAUUCGAGAAUGUCAGCCUGUUGAUGGACGCUGUGGGAGAGAAGCUCGACAGUUUUGGCCAAACCAUCGAAGUAGAUGGUAAGCAGGUGUCGAAACAACGAGGCGUCCUGCGCACGAAUUGUAUGGAUUGCUUGGAUCGGACGAACGUGGUCCAAAGUGCCUGUGGCAUGCGAGCACUUGAGGGUCAACUGAAGGCGGAGGGCAUAGACAUGAGUCUCCAGCCCGACCAGACUACCCAAUGGUUUAACUAUCUGUGGGCCGACAACGGCGAUGCAAUAUCAAAGCAGUACGCAUCAACUGCUGCAUUAAAAGGAGAUUUCACACGUACUCGAAAACGAAAUCUUCAAGGUGCCAUCAACGAUAUGGGUAAUUCAAUCCAGCGAUUUUACAGCGGAAUCGUAAAUGACUACUUUUCCCAAGCAGCCAUCGACUUCCUCCUCGGAAACGUCACCUCCGUCGUCUUCUCCGAUUUCGAGUCCAAUAUGAUGUCCUCUGACCCGGGAGUCUCCAUGUCGAAAAUGCGCCAGCACGCUAUCGAAACCUGCCAAAAGCUUGUCAUCGCCGACGAGCAUGAAGAGAUGAUCGGCGGCUGGACGCUCCUCACCCCGCACCUCCCCAACACCAUCAAAUCUCUACCUUUCGAGGAGCUAGUCCUACUAUUAACAGACGCCGGGCUGUACUCCUGCCGCUUCGACUGGGACAUGGAGAAGGUGUCGAGUUUUGAGCGCAUCGAUCUGCAGCACAUUGCAAGCAUCAAGGUCGGAACGUAUAUCACGAGUGUGCUAUCCGCAGUGCAGGCAGACGAGGAACACAACGUCGGUUUUGUGAUUACGUACAAAGCUGGCACGGACGACAUCACCCGCGUCAACACGCGAUCCAUGUUAAGCAUCCGGGCCCGCGACGAGGCGGAUCUGCUGGAUGGCACGCCUGUGCAAACGGGCGCCCAGUCUCUCUUCCAAAGCCUCACAGGAGCAGGAAGCACGCCGGCUCCUGAGAUGCGCAUCCUGGCGCUUAAAGCGCUCUACGCGCGCUCGGCUGUUGCAGUUGAUGGCAACGACACGAUGCUGAGCGAGGUGGAGCAAGCUAGGACGAUCUGCGCGGAGAUUGAGCGGAUGGUGCUGCAUGGACGGGUGAUGGAAAUUGGCAGCGAGAGGAAGGGAGUGGUGGAGGCGGGCGAUGUGAUCAGCCUGGCGGAGGCGAAGAAGAGCACAGGGAUUCUGGAACAGCUGUCGCAUAGUCUGAAGAAGCUCGUUUGGGCUUAG